Messenger RNA from Tachysurus vachellii, 3270 nucleotides. It is a transcript of the gene rassf8a, whose product is annotated as ras association domain-containing protein 8. The record is from RefSeq and is a predicted model, not a curated record. Gene Ontology annotation, biological process: signal transduction. Bases 405 to 1733 code for a protein of 442 amino acids. The transcript has 5 exons. NCBI's taxonomy places the organism in Eukaryota, Metazoa, Chordata, Actinopteri, Siluriformes, Bagridae.
AUUCACCGCGCUGUCCCGGAGCCGUUGCCAUGUUAGAGCAGUAUGGGGGAGUUUCCCGCAGAAUGCGCCGUUACACAGCAUGAAAACUUUUCGCUCUGCUCGUUAGUUCGCUGUUUUCACUCUGUCUUCUGCUAUAGGAAACGUCUGUGUUUGUUUACAAACCAUUUAUAACGAAUAUCCCCAUCCAGCGAGUGUGUUAAUAGGCAGGAAGAUGAAGAAAACUGCGUUCUGUGGUCCAUUUCUUCAGCAAACUUCAGCCGCGGUAACGUCAGGUCUGUGCAAAACGGUCAAGACGGCUUGUUUUCUCCAGUCUACAGAUUAAAGUGUGACCGGUGCUAAUCGCUGCAGUCUGCGGGAAUGAGGGAGCAGAGCUAGAGGCCUAACUCUGCACCGCCUGUGUCAGGAUGGAGCUGAAGGUUUGGGUGGAUGGAAUCCAACGAGUAGUCUGCGGAGUCACAGAGGCUACCACCUGUCAGGAAGUGGUCAUUGCACUAGCUCAGGCAAUAGGCCGCACUGGACGCUACACACUUAUCGAGAAAUGGAGAGAUUCUGAGCGACACUUGGCUCCUCAUGAGAGCCCUGUGGCCUCGUUAAACACUUGGGGUCAGUAUGCUGGCGAUGUUCAGUUCAUUCUGCACCGCACUGGCCCUUCCCUGACAGAGCGCCCUCCAUCUGAGGGGCCCCCUGUCUCCCGGGGCCCUGAGCGUGGCCUGCACCGCCAGAGUCUCCCUAUUAUGGCUAAGCUCCGAGCCCAGGGUGAGCGAUCUCUUCGCCGUCGUGAACCACGCCGUAAAUCCCUUACUUUUACUGGGGCGCCACGUGGCCUUAGAGACAUACUUAAUGGAACCAGAACCGUAGACAGAGACUCCAAGCGCUGUGUUGUUCUGAUGAACAGUGCCCCCCAAAGCCUGUCCACAUCCCCACGGCUACCUUCCAGUCGUGUGGAAGAGUUGACCCGCCUUGUGAGGCUGCAGAGGGAAUCUCUGAAUGUUCUGGAGCGCCGAACAGAAGCAUGCGAUGCAGAGCUGCAUGUAUGGAGCCAAAAGAGAUCAAGCAAUGAGGACUCCUGGGCAGUCAUGACUGAGGAGAUGGUGCGGCUAGAGCAGCAGCUGUGUAGGAACCAGGUGGAGGUGGAGGAGGAGGAGUUUUGGGCCAGCGAGCUACAGAUUGAGCUUGAGAGUGAGAGGCAGCUGGAGGAGCGGUUGCAGGAGGUGCACACUCGGCUUCGAGCCUGCGAGACUGAGCUGGAGCAGAGGCUGACCCGUCUGCAUGGUGUGGAAGCAGGGCUGGAGGCCCAGCGGCAGCAGGAGCAGACAAGGGAGAACCAGCUGUGGAGUGAAGGAGAAGUGAAGGCCAGGCUAGAGACCAUGAAGGCUGAAAUCAAGGCUCAGGCUCAGCACACAGCACAGCUGGAAAACAGCUGCAGAGCUGUGGAGAGGUCACUGAGUCAGUCUAGUAAGAGACUACAGGAGAGUCAGUUUGAGCUUGAACAGCUAACUAAAGAGCUGAGGCAGGUAAAUCUUCAGCAGUUCAUCCAGCAGACUGGCACUAAAGUGACCGUGCUGCCUGUGGAGCCCAGUGACGUGGAGGCCAGCGUCCCCCCUGUGCCUAAGGAAUCAGCACUGACUGGUUCACUGAAGCGCCCAGGCCCAUCUCAUGCUUUGGGAGUUAACCUGCGGGUGCUACACAGUCCCAUCACCUCAGCCCUCAACCCUGAGGGCAUCUAUGUCUGAGGAACAAAGGAACACCUGCAACAACCUUUACACAUCCACUGAAAAAACAGUUUUUCAUCAAGUUCAUAUGAUUUCAUAAAAACACUGAGUGAUGUAUCAUGAAGUAGUCAUAGGAAGUGACUUGUUGGUUAUGGCUAGUAUUUAUGUUUGUCUUUGCAAUGUUGGACAGCCAAUGGAACAACAGUAAGAGGCAUGAAAGAGCAAUGAAGCUAAUACAUUAUUUUAGUGACAAUAAACUGGAAAUAUACCUCAACCUAAGACCCAUCUUUUAGCUGUAAUUUCUGCUAUUAACUCCGAAGAAUGCUGAUAAAAGAAUGUUUAUUUCCUAUAUGGAAACUGUGGAGUAAUGGGCCUAUAUGAGGAAGGACAUAAUAUGGAUGAGUUAUUUCAGAAAUGUGAAUAUAUUUUUGCAAAGCUGUUUAAUUGUUAAUUCAUCUAUAAAGUGAAUUGUUCACAUAAGCAACAUGACACAUGCACCUUUCUGUCUUUACUGUGGCAUCAUAUUUUAUGCUGCCAUUUAUAUUUUGCCACAGUUGGUAUUAUUUCUUUGCAUACUCCACAUUUAGAUUUUUUUAGCGAUGUUGAGCCAAAGAUGCCUGCUAAUAUGUAUAUUUUUGGUAGCCAUAAUCCAACUGCUUGGAUGCAGUUUUAUAGCAAUACAUCUCUGGCUAUAUAAUUAGCUAAUUUUCAUUAUGUUUACCCUUUAGGUUUUACUAAUAUAUAGCUUAUGCAAGACAAUUUGCCAUGCACAUGUGUAAAACUGAGCUUUGCAGAAAACUUUACAGUAUUACAGUAUAUUAUGCUUGACAAAUCAUAGAUUGGGCUCUGUCAAUUAACCAGUUUAUUACUGUUAUAAUUGUAACCAGUGCCUUAAGUCUUUAAUGAAGCAUUAAUGCGAUCAAAUCUAGAUCAAAAUGGGGAGCUCCCAAGUUUGUUUAUAUGUGAAAUAGAUGGUGAUGGUGAACUAACAUGCAAAUUAUUUUGUAUAAAAGCCACUUUGGCUGUGUUUGAAAUCCCUGGUUUGUUUACUCAUUUAUUUUAUUUUCUUUGUCCAUACUGCUACACACAUCACUGAAUGGGGGAUAAGUGUGUAAAUCAUAGCAUCAACCAGUUUCAGAAACUUUAGGCAUGCUAGCAUAAUGUUUUAUGUAAAAGAAUGAAGGCUCAAUACUCUUUGGUGCCAUGUUUUUUUAAAAGGCAUUGUAUAUAAAAUAUAAAUCAAACAUGUACUGUAAAUGUUAAACUAUAUGAACGAGAUAGAAGUUUAGCUUGGGCAGCAGUGUUCUCCACUAUAAGUUGGUGCAUGAAAGUAAUGGGGGUUUCAGACACAGCCAUCAUAUCUUUUUGCUCACUGCUGUGUUUUAUGCAUUUUCUGCUUGUGAACAGUGUAAAUUUUUAGUUUCUUUAUUUUUUUUCUACUUUGAAACUAUUUUAAUAAAGUGGUAAUGCCAUGCAUAUGUAAAUUAUACAUAUUGCUUAUAAAGCUCUUUCUGUUUUAUUGCACUGCAAUUCAACAUUAAAAUCAAAUUAACACAAA